AGCAAAUGAUGUGAAACAAAGUACUUAUUCUUGGAAGAUUUGUUAGAAUUCCUCCUCUGAAGCCUGUGCUUAAUCAAUGUCUAAAUGUACUAGGAAAGUACACAGCUGUCCUGGAUCAGACAGGAAAGCCAAGGCCUAAAAUUGCAUAAGCACAACCAUUUCUCGCUCCUUGUAACGCAUAUGGUACAUUUAUUUAAAGUGGGGGCAAUACCAGUACUAGAAUUUGUUCAGAAUAAAUACCACCUGAUCUUUUUUGAGUUUGUGUAGUUAAGGUUUGUAAUGGUUGGUUGGUGGUCUUUUUUUUUUUUCCUAUAUUCACUUUUGUUUCUGGGUAUGUAGAGCAUUUUGAUGCAAGAAUGAUUGUAAGUACAAAAGUGAUUCCUUUAUUCAAUUAGUCAUCCUCAGAGGAUUCCUGAGAUUAUUUUUGUAAUGAUUAUGGAGCAUUUAACUUGUACAUAGAAGCAAUAAUUUAUGACAGAUCUAAUAAUUAAUAUUAGGAUGAAGCACAAAGUAGGUACCUACAAAUCAGGUCACUUCAGUUUUGGUAUGCAUGAAGCCAGGGACAGCCUCUCAAACAGUUGAAUUCUAUUUCCUUUUUCACAGUUAUAGAAGUGGAAGAGCAGAAAUGAAGACCCGACUUCUAGAACUGCUAAAUAAUUGUUCUAUCUGCUGAUUAAUAGCACCACGACAUUGAAACACUCCUAAAGUUUAGUUACCAAGAUCCCUAAGAGAAGACUUGCUUUCUUGGUUGCAAUCCAAUUUGGUACAUUCUGUCCUUUCCUCCCUUUCCAAUCUACAGAUAUCGUGUGUUUUCCAUGUUUCUUCUUUUCUGUUAGAAAGCAAGGUAUGUACCUGACCUAAUCAGUAUUUAUUUCAUCAGAAUUACCACAGAAGUAGAACAGUUGAAUUAUCCAUGUACUUUCUCGAAAGUAUUUCAUAUUUCAGCUAGGCUUGGGAGCUGCAAUAAGAGCAAACACUACCAUGUUUUGUGGGGCACCACUAAUGGAAGAUGCAUUAUGUAGGGACAAUUGCUAGGGAACAAAUUAAUUUAUGAUUAAUUAUUUAACUAAGUGAUAUGACAGCUGGGCUGCUUUUUGCAAACACAUAUAGCAACUAAUAGGCACAAAUCAGUUUUAGCGUAUUGAAAUUGACACAGGUUUUUACUGCUGCUAUUAAACACUGUUUUUUUGAUCUGAGAGCUGUUUGGCAAGGGAAGACAACUUAUCCAAGCUACUCAGCACUACUUAUUGGAUUACUUUUAUAAAAACAAAUAUAUUCCCGUGGUACAAUAUUCACACUGAAUAAAUGCCUGGUAACAUCACAGUCACCUACUUGUUUGUGGUUUGAUUCAGCUGAGGAAGUCAAUUAAUGGCUGUAGGGGAACUGCUAUGUCAUGGCCUGAACUGAUGAUUGAUUGUGAAGGGAGUGUCUGGCCAAGGAAGCACAGGUGCAAACAAUUUACCUGUGCUUCCCAUGUGACUGGAAGUCCCAUGGGUCUCAGAUCCACCCCUUCCUGGAUUCAUUUAAGGGCUAGCCUCUGGAAGGAGGGCAUUUCCUGUAUGGAGGUCUCUUCUCGAGGAGCGCUCUGUAGACAGAGGUUCUCAUCACUAGUUGGGAGCUGAAAUCCAACAAUCGAAGGUAUCUUUUUCAGGGUGAAGUUUCAGUAUCUUCAUGUCAGUGAAGAGCAGGAUACCUCUCAUUCUUCUAGCUUGUGGCUCCUUUAACCCCAUCACAAAUAUGCAUAUGCGUUUAUUUGAGCUGGCUAGAGAUCACCUGCAUCGAACAGGAAGAUACCAAGUGAUUGAAGGCAUAAUGUCUCCUGUCAGUGAUGACUACAGAAAGAAAGGCUUGGUUUCAGCAAGGCAUCGGAUAGCAAUGGCCAAACUAGCACUGGAGACAUCUGACUGGAUUCGAGUUGAUCCAUGGGAGACUGAGCAAGAGUCCUGGACAGAGACAGUAAAAGUGUUAAGGCACCAUUACAAUGAGUCAGUCAGACUGCUCCAGUCCAAGAAGGAAUUCAUGAAAAACAAACAGCCCACAGAAAGAUCUACAGAGAAUUUCCUUUCUUCUCAGUGCUCAGUUGUACCAGAACUAAAGCUGCUCUGUGGGGCUGAUUUUCUACAGACGUUUCAGACACCCAAUCUCUGGAAGAAAGAGCACAUCCAAGAAAUCUUAGAAGAGUUUGGUUUGGUCUGUAUAAGCCGUGCUGGCUCUGAUCCUGCUCAGUAUAUCUAUGAAUCAGAACUUCUAACGAAAUUUCAGCACAAUAUCUUUCUAGUGAAAGAAUGGAUUCAGAAUGAAAUCAGUUCAACACAGAUACGCUAUGCCUUGUGCAGAGGAUUAAGUGUAAAGUACCUCAUACCAGAUUCUGUUAUAGCCUACAUUGCUUACCAUAAUAUCUACACAGAAGAAAGUGAAAGGAAGAAUGAAGGUGACUUGCUUCAGCCUCUGAAGUUGCAUAAUACAGCGGUAAGCCCGCUAAAUGACAGGUCCCAUAGUUUGUGAAAUGGACGGACGUGGCUUUUUCUUCAUGAGAAGCUCCUGAAAGAUGUUUCUUCUUGAUAAGGGGAAAAUAUCAGCCCAAAACUUCCUGAGUUUAUGGUGUUGUGGUUUUUUUUUUUUUUUUUUUUUGCAUGCUGUAGUGCUUCAUAAAAUCAGCACAGUCAGCUGUCAGUCGAAUACAAAAAAACAGAAAUAAGGUUUUAGCAAUAAAUAAUAAUCUUCAGUAAUAUUUAAAGGUUGAACAUAGUACUUUCCAUAUUUGGAAUUCCUUAAUCCUAUGGACAGUUUAAGGAUGGAGAUGUUCUAUUGUUCUGAAGCAGCAAAUUGAAAUGAACAGUAACUUCCCUAUUUUUCUUAAAAAUAAAAACACUCCUAAAUGUUGACUUCUUAGGACCCCAAAUAAUUUCUGUUUCUAAAGGGUGUAAGGUAAGCUCCAAGUGAUUUUUUUCUGGCAGAUAGGAGAAGCUGAAAUAUUAAUUUUGAAAAUUAAUGCACCAUUCAUAUCAGUUUUAAGCCUCCUGAUUUACAAAUGAAAGACGGUCUCUGUCUCACUAUGUGAAGUGGAUUUCUUUGUUUCUCUGAUCCGGAGUCUAUAGCAUGUUAUCUAUUCCAGAGCCUUGUUGACCACGUGCCCUAGAGGACUGUGGAACAUUAGCCCACUUUUUAAACAGUAAAAAAAAAAAAAAA
This is a messenger RNA of Phasianus colchicus (ring-necked pheasant), 3189 nucleotides long. NCBI's taxonomy places the organism in Eukaryota, Metazoa, Chordata, Aves, Galliformes, Phasianidae. The record is from RefSeq and is a predicted model, not a curated record.